AUGGCAGCCUACAGCAGCUACCCGGUGCCUCCUCAGUACGGCCAGCCGCCUCCUCAACCAUUUGGUCAGCCGCCCCCACCCCCACCAGAACAGCAACAGUACGGGCAACAGCAGUACGGCCAGCAGCAGUAUGGUCAAGAGCAGCAGUACGGCCAGCAGCCGCAGUAUGAUCAACAGCCGCAGUACGGAAUGCAGAUGCAAUCGAACUUGCAGCACGGUAGCGCUCCCCGCCGAGGAAGCAUUCAACGUUCAAUGUCGUUUGAUCCUUCCCAAUCUCCCUUUGGGAACCAGAGCACGGCCGUGGUGUCGUUUGAUCCUUACGCCAGUGCUACUCCGUCCCAAGGUGGAGGAGGUGGAGAUCCGUUUGCUGGGUCAGUUCAAGUUCCUCAAUUGGGUCAAUCUGAUCCAUUUGGAAGUACAGCUGCUCCCUAUGGAAGUGCCCCUAGUGGAGUGACUCUGUAUGGAAUUCCCCCUUCUUUUAGCAAUGAAGAAAUGACAACGAGUCCACACGCUCAAUCCCAAUUUGGAGGAGAUCUCUUUGCCAGUGCUCCACCGGCAUCCACUCUGAAUGCUAGUACAUACAAUCAGGGAUUCCAGAACACAAACGCCAGUGUGGUCAGUGACAUUACCGCGUUCACCAGUGCUCCUCCAGCAUUUGCAGCGUCUGCCCCACCAGCCACUACUACUAGCACUGCAUUGACGCCUGCUCCUGCGCCUGGACCAAAGGUGAAGACUACAAACUCCGCUCUCGCAAAAGCCAGAAAGGGAGAAUUCAAUGAGGCAGAUAUUGAUCCAGCACUCGCAGCGGAACAGGCCAAAAUAUUGGAAAAAAUUCAGGCCCGCAACAAGAUGAAGCAAAUUCGUCAAAAUGCCGGAUUGCCGGCGAACAGCAAGAGUCAGGCCAUGGUGCCCCACAAUCCUAAAAGUCAAAGCAUGGUGCCCUACAAUGGACCACCCGAUCGUCGUGCUCCUCCUCGUACACGAUCCAUGCCUAAUCCAAAUUCCAGAGGACAGAAAAACUCCAUCGCCCAUGGUGGUCAGGCCGUUCUCGAUCCCAAGAAGGACCUGCGAAAGCAAACACGAAAAUUAAAAACAGCCGCGGGAACCGUUGGAGGAGCCGUCGUCGGUGGAAUCUUGCUGGCUCCCGUACUGGGACCCUUUGGUGUCAUCGCCGGGGCAAGUGGUGGUGCUGCCAUUUCCAACAAGGCGGCCAAAUCCAGAGACAAACGCAAACAACAAGAAUUCGAACAAAAGAACUUUCAAAAGGGUGCCACUCAGUCCGCGGCUGCAAAGGGGGAUGGUGCCUUUGUUUAA
Messenger RNA from Seminavis robusta, 1314 nucleotides. Lineage: Eukaryota; Bacillariophyta; Bacillariophyceae; Naviculales; Naviculaceae. The record is from the annotation of a GenBank genome assembly.